Molecule: messenger RNA, 1413 nt
Organism: Micromonas commoda
Lineage: Eukaryota; Viridiplantae; Chlorophyta; Mamiellophyceae; Mamiellales; Mamiellaceae
Product: knox-like protein
Exons: 1
Coding region: 1-1413 (470 amino acids)
Biological process (GO): regulation of DNA-templated transcription
Cellular component (GO): nucleus
Molecular function (GO): DNA binding
Source: RefSeq, a predicted model, not a curated record
AUGACGCGACCCGACCCGUCACCGGUUUUGGCACGUCGCCCUCCCCCCGACGCCCCUCACGUCGCCCUCCCCCGGACUCCAUUCGCAGACGACGAGGACGGCGACGACAUUGACGGCGAAGGCUUCGCGUUCUCCCUCCCCGACAUCGACGCGCUCAUCGCCGGUCCCCUCCCGUCCCUCGGCCCCGACGAUCUCACCUUCAUCGCCACCAUCGACGACCUCGACAAGCUCCCAACCGCCACGCCCGCGUCGAGCGCCCCGCCGACGUCGCCGGGGGGGAUGCUGUCGUCGCCGAGGUCAUCGUUCCCCCCGGGCGCCUUUAGCUUCGCGACGAGCAGCCGCGCGGGGUGUCCCGACGGCGCCGCCGAGCGCGCGGGGUUGGCGCCUUGGGUACCGAGGUGGUCGGUUGACGAAUCCGUCCAUCCGGGCCGUCCCACCGGAGGCGUCCCCCCUCCCGCCGCCGCCGCCCGGCCGCCGCCCGACGCACAGGGUGUCCUCGACGACGAGCGCGGCGCCAUGCGCGCGGCGGUGCGCGCGAACCCGCGGUACCCGAAGCUCCUCGACGCGUACUUCGCGUGCCGCCGGGUGGGCGCGGACGCGACGUCCAAGGCGUCGCUCGCCCGACGCAGGCGACAGUUGCUGCGAGAAGCCACCGAGGUUUCCUGCGGGACGAUGCGAGCCGCGCUGGACGCGUGCGUGCGUCGGUACGGCGCCGAGCUCGACGAGUUCAUGGACAACGUCACCGACGAGCUCACCGCGUACGCCGAGGAGCUCGGCGCCUGUUUCGACGAGGUGGACGCGGCGUGUCGAGAGGCGGAGGCUCGCGUGGCGGCGACGGCGGCUAAAAAAUUGAACGCGUUGAACGUCUCCGCCAAAACCUCCAGACCCGUGUCGACGGCUGCCAAAAAGUCGGUAAAAGUAGAACCCAACGCGGAACGUGAAAGCGAUUCCGACACCGGCGGAAGCGACGAGGACGAGGCGUCCGCGUGGGUGCGCAGGCGCAGGCGCAAAGCCGCGAAGGAGUCCAAGAUCCCCGACACCCGCGAAGACGACCUGCGCAAGUCUCUGAAGCGCAAGUACGCCUCCUCCAUCCUCGCGCUCAAGGAUGAGUUUCUGAAGAAGACGAAGAAGGGAAAGCUGCCGUCCUCCGCGACGAAAACGUUGAAGGAGUGGUGGCUGGCCAACCUGCUGUGGCCUUACCCGAGCGAAGACGCGAAAAGAGCGUUGAUGAAACUCGCGGGCCUCAACCAGACGCAGAUCAACAACUGGUUCAUCAACCAGCGGAAGCGGCACUGGCACAGGCUGUUCGACCGCGACGAGGCGCAGCCAAUCAGCGAAACGGAGGCCCGGCACAUGAUCCUAGAGAAGUACGGAAACGUCGAGGCGUUCCUUGAGGUGGCCAGGGCGGCGUGA